Hippocampus zosterae (dwarf seahorse) is the source of this 2711-nucleotide messenger RNA. It is a transcript of the gene racgap1, whose product is annotated as Rac GTPase activating protein 1. The record is from RefSeq and is a predicted model, not a curated record. Gene Ontology annotation, biological process: signal transduction. Lineage: Eukaryota; Metazoa; Chordata; Actinopteri; Syngnathiformes; Syngnathidae. The transcript has 17 exons. The coding region runs from base 139 to 2031 and encodes 630 amino acids.
UGAACAGUGAACUGGUGGCUGGUCGUUUGGUAAAAACUCGAAGCACGCCGCGCUGGUGCGAUUACAACAUCGCUGGUGCGAGUUUGUCGCCGGAUAAUUUCACUAAUCCUACUCAGAAAACGUUACCUCAAAGACACCAUGGAGACCGCCGUGCUGAGCCUGCAGAAUUUGUAUGAGAAGAUGCGCUCGCAGGUUGAACUUCUCAGCGAGGGCGUAGAACCCAGCUUCAUUCUCAUGGCUCAGAACUUUGAAGACUGCAGACGCAAGUGGCUGGUGGCAGAGGAGAAUCUCACCUCCUGCAAGGAGGUUCUCACCAAAACCGAGACCGAGAGGUCUUCUUUGGAGGUCAAACUGAAGCAUGCCCGCAACCAAGUGGACGUGGAGAUUCGGCGCAGGCAGAAGGCUGAGGCUGACUGUGAUAAGCUGGACCGGCAGAUUCAGUUGAUCCGGGAUCUUCUAACAAGCGAGGGCUCUUCCAACAGCAUCCAGCUGAGUGCGGAGCAGCGCUCGGCACUGGCCUUCCUAAACACGCGCGGCCAGGGAGCGGCCACUGUGAAUACCAGUCAAAGGCUGACCACCAUAGACGAAUCCGUCUCCAUUAUGUCAGAUAUCAGCUAUGACAAAACUGAUGACUCUCUUGAUUGGGACUCGUCUACAGUGAGGCCAGUGCGACUCAGGAAGCGACAAAAGCGGCGCUCGUCUAGACAUCAUGUUGAUGGCCCUGCGGGGGUUUCAAAAAGAACUCGAUCAACAGCUGUCACACAAGAGGGGGUAAAUGAGAGCCUCGUGACCACCACUACAACUGUGACUGUUCCGGUGGACGGCGGACCCGUUGAGGCAGUUGCUACCAUCGAGACGAUUCCUUACUGGACUCGUAGCAGGAGGAAGACUGCUGCCAUGGAGUGGGAGUCGGAGUCUGUCACGUCGGAAGAUGUUUUUAAGCAGCCCGUCAACCCAGAGGUGGAGAAAAAAAAUGAGGCCGGCACGCCGCAGAAACACAAAGGUGUGCGUCAGCAUGAGUUUGUCUCCAAAACGGUCAUCAAACCCGAGUCCUGCGUGCCUUGUGGAAAGAGGAUUAAAUUUGGCAAGAUUGCAUUGAGGUGCUGCGACUGCAGAGUAGUUUCCCACCCAGAAUGUCGGGACCGAUGCCCUCUGCCGUGCAUCCCCAAUAUGGGCAAUACACCAGUGAAAAUCGGGGAGGGCGUGCUUUCAGACUAUGUCCCAGACAUUUCACCAAAGAUUCCACCUCUCGUGGUCCACUGCAUCGGUGAAAUUGAGCAACGCGGCCUGCACGAGGCUGGACUGUACCGACUGUCCGGUGCUGAUCGCACCGUGAAGGAGCUAAAGGAGAAGUUCCUUCGCAGCAAAACUGUUCCUGUGCUGAGCAAAGUGGACGACAUUCACGCCAUCACUGGCCUCCUCAAGGACUUCCUGCGCAACCUCAAGGACCCUCUCCUCACCUUCCACCUGAACCGUCAAUUCAUGGAAGCAGCCGAGGCUUCAGAUGAUGACAACAGCAUAGCCUUGAUGUACCAAACCGUCAGUGUUCUGCCACAUGCUAAUCGAGACACUCUGGCCUUCUUGAUCCUUCACCUUCAGAGAGUGGCUGAGAGUUUGGACACAAAGAUGGACAUCAGUAACCUGGCGCGGGUGUUUGGUCCCACAAUCGUGGGUCAUGCCGUUCCGAGCCCGGACCCCUUGACCAUUCUGCAGGACACCAAACGGCAGCCAAAGGUUGUGGAGCGUCUGCUGAACAUGCCGGCGAGUUACUGGGCCCAGUACGUGAAGUCCGAAAACGAGCAGCCACACCCGGACCACCUGAUCAUCCAAAACUCAAACUACUACACUCCUGAUCGAGUGACUUUGCUCGGCCCGCUGACGACUCCGGAGCAGCAGCUGAAUAAAACGCCGUCCUCCAGCUCGCUGUCGCAGCGCUUUAAGUCCUCUCUGACACCUCGAUUUGGAAGCAAGAGCAAGUCUGCAGCAGCACUUCCUCAAGGGAGGUUCUUUCAAUCUCCACUUCUCAAGUAAUCCAGAUGAUAUCACCCCAAACCCCCUUGCAUCACUUGUUUAUGUCUCGCGUCACAAAAAGAUGUUCUUUCGUUGUUUUACCUGUUUUUGAAACUCCCUCUACGCCCCCCCUCCCCCCAAUCAGACUGAAUGACAAUGUUCUGUACACGUUUGACAUAUGGGCAUGUUUGAAAGAUGGAAAGCAAGCUAUGUUACCACCUGCCAUGUUAUGACCACUUGCAUAGUAUGUCGUAUGCAAGAGCUGCAUCACACAUUUGGCCUAUUUCAAUCUUGUUUUGAUUGCCACUGUCAGAGGUAUUCGUUUUACAUUGAAUAUUGUGAUUGGAAGUUGCAUUUUUGGGUGAGCUCUUUCUCAUAUCUUGAAUGUCAUUUAGCUGACAUACCAGUUAACAAAUAUAGAUUCAGUUGUGUUUGUGACAGUCAAUGAAGAACAUAUUUGUUAAGGCAGUUACAACUCUUAAAUAAUGCACAAGUGGUCCUAAUGUCACAGCUGGUUUGUGAAUUCAACCAUUUCUUGAGACAGCUUUUCAACUCAUGUGUCACUCAGAAGUUGAAGAGUGCAUUUCAUUAUGACUGGUACACCUGCCUGUUUUUACAUUUACUGCAGUUGAAUUUUGUAUACUUUUAGACAACUGUUUGUCAUCUUUUACUUAAUUAGUUAAAAUAUCCUUUUUCAAAAA